Rhizophagus irregularis DAOM 181602=DAOM 197198 is the source of this 1216-nucleotide messenger RNA. RefSeq lists its product as uncharacterized. NCBI's taxonomy places the organism in Eukaryota, Fungi, Glomeromycota, Glomeromycetes, Glomerales, Glomeraceae. Gene Ontology annotation, biological process: ribosome biogenesis; endonucleolytic cleavage of tricistronic rRNA transcript (SSU-rRNA, 5.8S rRNA, LSU-rRNA). Gene Ontology annotation, cellular component: nucleolus. Gene Ontology annotation, molecular function: RNA endonuclease activity. The record is from RefSeq and is a predicted model, not a curated record.
GUGAAAAACGGAACUUACGUAAAAAAAAUUUUCUGAUAAAAAAAUGAGAGAUAUUUCACGUAAAAUUUUAAAAUUUUCAGGACAUGGAUACUUAAGACAAAGACUUAUUCUUGCUACAUUAAGUGGAAACACUGUUAAAAUUGAUAAAGUUCGUUCUGAAGAUGAUGAUCCUGGCUUGAGAGAUUUUGAAGCAAGUUUUCUAAGACUACUUGAAAAGGUAACAAAUGGUUCGAAAAUUGAUAUCAAUUAUUCAGGCACGACUAUAUUAUACAAGCCAGGAGUUAUAACUGGAGGAAAAAUUUAUCAUGAAUGUGGUACAUCAAGAGCAAUCGGAUAUUUCUUGGAACCAUUGAUUGCAUUAGGACCAUUUGGUAAACAAGCAUUUGAUUUGACGCUAACUGGUAUAACUAAUGAUAACACAGACAUAUCUGCGGAUAGUAUAAGAACAGUAACUUUACUACAAUUAAGGAAAUUUGGUAUUGAAGAAGGACUUGAAUUGAAGAUUAUUAAACGUGGAUCUGCACCUUUAGGAGGAGGAGAAGUUAAUUUUAAAUGCCCAAUAAUAAGAUCAUUAAAACCAAUGCAAUUUACGGAUGAAGGUAAAAUAAAACGUAUUCGUGGUAUAGCGUGUUCUACAAGAGUAUCGCCACAAAAUGCCAAUAGAUUAGUAGAUUCAGCUAGAUCUGUAUUAAAUAGAUAUAUACCCGACGUAUACAUCUUUACUGAUGUACGUAAAGGAGACGAAUCUGGUAAAUCACCAGGGUUUGCUUUAAAUCUAGUUGCUGAAUCUAAUACAGGGGUUUUAUAUUGUUCUGAACAAGCUGCUUUACCUGGUGAAACUCCCGAAGACAUUGGCAGCAGAACUGCUAAAUUAUUAUUAAAUGAAAUUAGUAAUGGUGGUUGUGUCGAUUCUUUGAACCAAUGGUUGAUUUUAUUAUUGAUGGUACUUGGUCCUGAAGAUGUAUCAAAAAUUCGAAUUGGGAAAUUAACGGCCUUUACGAUACAAUAUUUAAGGGAUUUAAAAACCAUAUUUGAUGUCAAUUUUAAAAUUAAAUUAGACUCCACAGAUAAUUCAUUAUUGAUGGCUUGUGUUGGUGUUGGUUAUAUUAAUUAUAAUAAGAAAACAACUUAACACAUAAGAUAACAAAUAAAAUUAAAAAAUUAAUUUCUUUAUAUUUCUUUAAAGAAAGAAAAAAAAUGUAUUUCUUUUUUUAGA